GCGUUCGCAUCGGAAAAUCUGAAAAGCUGAAAAGCAUUUAAAAACAAAAAUUCGGCAAGUACAAUUGUUUUUUUUUUCCCCCAAACGGCUAUUUCGUCGCAGGUUAUUAGCUUGCAAAAAUCGUCGCAAUCAACCGCCGUAAUUAUAUUCGUUAUUUCGUUAUUCGAUAAAAAAUACUGGUUACGCAUUUGGUGGAAAACCAAAACAAAAAAUUAAAUUUUAGCUAAUUUUUGUGUUUUAUUCGCGCGUGUGUUUUUGUGUGAGUGAGUGCAGAAAAAAAAAACAAAACUGAAUAGCAAAAAAAGAAAAUAAAUAGAAAACAAAAGCAAAAUCAAAAGCAAAAUAACUGCAAAGUAAGUGUGUGUGUGUGUUAGCAUAUGUUGCACUGUUUUGCAUAGAAAUGCAUUGGCAAUCCAAAAGGUGUAAAUAAUUGAGGCCAUAAACUUGGCCCUUGUGUUUAGCCAAGCUCAACUUUUGCGACUUCGUUUGUUCAGCAGCAACAUGACACUUUUAGCAACAAUGUGCAAAGGCGGACCCAAUAAAUUGCAACUGUUGUCACAACAGGAUCUCAAAUUGGAAUCUCUGAUUAAUGCGAUCGAAACCUGUAAUUACUAAUAAAAGAAUUGAAUUAAGCUCCAGCCAAAAUAAAAAUAAUAAUCAAUAUGGCAGCUGCUGUCUUGGAGGUUAAUGAAAGCAAAUUGGAGUUGGUGUGCGAUGAGUGUGACUAUUAUGGCUCCACUGAUCCGAUAUUCAUUGAUAAUAGCACCCAAACCGAUGGCUAUGAUGAUGAUGAAUCGGAGCUAAAGCCGCUGAAACCCAGAUUGAGUCAAAUCGUUGAGGAGGAAGUGGAAGCGGAAGCGCUGACAAACGAUGAAGUAGAAACGGAAGUGAAUACAAACGGUAUACGAAGCGAUAACAUAGACGAUAGUGAAGGGAUAAAUGGAGAUGAAUCGAAGGAGCCGGAUAAAUUGAUAGAGGAAACUGCGAUUGAAGAGCAGGAAACAGAAAACAUUGCUGAGGUGCCAGUUGAUUCCGAUGAUGAUGAAGAGGAAAUCGAUGAUGUGACCAGGCUAACGAACUUAGCCUUGGGUAUGGGCUAUGCCCGCAUUAUAGACUACGAUAACUUGCGCAUUAUCGAGCAUGUUAUCGAAAGCGACGAUGAGGAGGAUAACGGUGUGGCUGCAGCUGGUACAGCAGCAACAUCAACGGAAUCGCAGCAGGCCUGUCAAGAUUUAGUGACUUUUAUCGGUGAAAGCUAUCAGGUAAUCGAAAGGUCAGGUCACAGCCGUGAACCGACGGUGGUUGACAACAACAACAAUAAUCGCAGCAGUGAAAUAUCCUCAAAUGGCCGUGGCCUCAUCAACGACAGAUCGAAAUCCGGCCGGAAAACGCAAAGCGGAGAGCAGGCAAAUCAAAAAGCAUCAACCAGUGCAUCUGCAACCAGCAGCAAUAGCAACAGCAACAGUAGCAACAGUAACAGCAACAAUAGCAGCAACAGCAACACUAGCAACAACAGUACAACAGCAACAUCUAAUAGCAGCGCCUUGAUAAAAGCCUAUAAGUCGAAUCUUACCCCAUUGGCGCCACCCUUUCAACCAGCCGCAUUGAAGGCCAAGCAGCAGCAACAAACAUCGCUUGCCAGUGGCAACUUGUCGACGGUGACAACGACAACAACCACGGCUCUGGGCUAUGCCGCCUACGAGCAGACGACGGUUUACUAUCAGCAGCAAGUUCAACAGCAGCAGCAGCUGCAGCAGCAACACCUGCAACAGCAACAGUUGUCACCCAAGCAGCAGCAGCAGCAGCAACAGCAACAGCAGCCACAGCCACAGCCACCCUGUGCCCAACAUGGCGGCUUGCCGCAUAUUCAUGGCGCCCAACUGCUGCCCGUGCAGUUGAUUACCUUGCAACCGAAUGGGGUAACAGCAGCAGUUGCUGCAGCAGCUGCAGCGGCGGCGGCAGCAACAGCAGGAGCAACGGCUGGAGCAACUGUGACGGCAGCAACUCCGGCAGCAGCAGCAGCAGCAGCAACGGUUGGUGCGACAGCAACAUCUUUGACUGGCGCCGCUUGGCCACUUGUGGAGGCGCCAAUUUACAUUGACAUCAAUGGCGAAUAUCGCAGCUAUUGCCCGGCACAUGGACCGCCGGCAGUGACAGCCCCAAAUGGCGCCAUUGCCCAUCAUCCCCACAUUCACGCCCAUCUCCACACGCAUUCGCAUGCUCACUCCCAUUCCCAUCACGCACAGCAGCAACAGCAACAUCAGCAGCAGCAGCAACAGCAACAGCAACAGCAGCAGCAGCAGCAACAGCAACAACAGCAACAGCAGCAGCACCUUCAUCAUCACCAUCAGCAACAUGGGCAGCAUCAGCAACAUUUGACGCCAGCGGCUGUGACAAAUGUUAAUGGAAACAUUGCACAGGCUGCAGCGGCAGCAGCCCCUAGAUUGCUCCUGCAACUGGACGCAGCAACUGUCCAGCAGCAGCAGCAGCAACAACAACAGCAACAACAACAACAGCAGCAGCAACAGCAACAAAUCGUGGCCGCUGGCAAGCGUAGCAAAGUUUAUCGAGGUCCCGCCGUUCAGAUGGUCUCCCAGAACCGACCGCCGCCCCCAAUGCCGGUGCCCGUCCAGGUGCCGCAGUACGUCAACGAGAACGGAACGCUGACCCACGUGAUGCUCUCGCCGCAGCAGUACCAGCAGCUGCAUCCUGGCCAGGGACACCUCCAUCCAGCGCCCUUCAUAAGCGCCAAUGGCACUUCGCAUUUUUACACCCCAGUGGCGGGAUAUCCUGGCCCAGGACCUGCUGGAAACGGGCCGCCCCACUACCACUUGCCACCGGCUCCUCCGCCCCAGCAACCACCGCAGCAGCAGGCACCUCAAGGAGCACCUCCUCCACAACAACAACAACAACAGCAGCAGCAGCAGGCAGUCCAACCUUCAGUCCAAGGGGCACCAACUGCAGGAUCUGCAGGAGUAGCAGGCCAACCGCAAGGAGCAGCUCCCACUGGGGCAGCCACCCACUCUCACACCCAUUCGCACUCCCACGCACAUGCCCACUCGCACACACACCCCCAGCCACACCCACAUUCCCCGCACUCGCCCUCGCCGCCCAAUUACCGGGAUGAGCGGAGCCAGCGGCAGCACAACAAGCUGCUCAGGAAGCUGGAGAAGCAGCGGGAGUCAAAUCCUCCGCAUUCGCCAUCUCCGCGCCGUGCCAACGAACUGAAUGGUCACAACAAUAACAACAUUCCUCUGGGCGUCCCACUAACCGCCCACCUGAGCAGCCAACACCACUUGAGCAACCAUCAGGGACGUCGCCUUCCGCAACUUCACCAGAUGCAGAGCCACCAGGUGCCACAGCAGCAGCAGCCACAAUCGCGGAACGGGAACACCCAGAAUCCGCAGAGAACCGGGAGCAGUGUGGGCGGAGCCAGUUCCGUGGGAACGUCCGAGGACGGCGAGGAUAACUCCAGCCUGGCCGGCGAUGAAGAGGAGAGCUACCUAACCUCCAUCAUUGAGCAAAUCUCGGCGAUUGAGAAGCCGGAGGUGAUAGAUGUUACGUCGCGGGCAGCCAAGAUCAUCUGGGAGAGUCCGGCCAUUGCGGAUGCCUUAACCGUCGAUAUGCGACAACUCCGCUACGAAGUGCUCCUCUGUGAUUCCGGAAAACAGUGCAAGUACAAGAGCUUGUACCGCGGAGAAGCCUACGAGUGCAUUGUCCAGGAUCUGCAGCCGGGACAGGAUUACCUGGUUCGCCUACAGGUGCACUAAAAACUCGAGGGAACCGUAAGCGAACCCACGGAGUUCCGCACUCCAGCCUGUGAACCGGAUCAGCCGUUGCCUCCCAAACUGUUUUCCCGGACCAAGAGCUCCAUAAACCUUCGUUGGUCUGCUCCGGCAGCGAACGGGGCCAGCAUACUGCACUAUCUGUUGGAAUACGAUGAGGGCAGGAUGGCGGGCCAAGCGCAAAAGUUUGUCGAGCUGGCCAAGAUCAAGACCAAGCACUAUGUCAUUGGCAAACUGCAACCCACCACGGUGUACAGUUUCCGUUUGGCAGCGGUUAAUGAAGCGGGGCAGAGUCCCUACUCUCCGGUGGCCAGCUACAGCACCUCCGGAAAUCCUCCACCAGUGCCAAAACCUCCUCAACUCCUCGACAGAACCUCGAGCUCCCUGAAACUGGGCUGGGAGCGAAGGGCACAGGAUGGAGACUUCCUGCUGCAGCUGCAGGAUGCCGAGUCGGGCCAUGGCUACCUGAAUACCUACAAGGGUACCGAGCUGCAAACGGAGUGCCUGCAAUUGCGGCGGGCCAGCAGCUAUCAAUUCCGUCUGAGAUCCGAGAACGAAGCGGGCCUAUCGCCCUGGUCUCCCGAAGUUAGCUAUCGCACCUUGGCGGAACGUCCCGGCCGACCGGGCAAGCCCCAUGCCAAGGGAAAGAUUCACGGCACUCAAUUCAAGGCUCGAUGGGAUGCACCCAGCGAUGCUGGCGGUGCCGAGAUCCUUCGCUAUCACUUGGAGCUAAGUGCCGCUGGUCCGGCGUUCGAGAGGAUCUACAGUGGGGCCGAGACAGAGGCCAUGUGCGAACGACUCCAGCCGGGCACCACCUACGCCCUGCGAACCUGUUGCGAAGGUCCGGCGGGUCAGAGUCCCUACUCGGACAUUGGACACGUUACCACGGAGGCGAUACCGCCGUCUGCCCCGCCACCGCCGCACUGCAGUGACGCACCCUCGCCGUACGCCGCCCUCCUGAAGCUCCAGCAUCCGGAGUACAAUGGCGGAGCUCCCGUUUUGGAGUUCGAAGCCCAGAUGCGACGACUGGAGCAGGUUCAGCCACCGCAGCUGGUGUACCGAGGCAAGCAGGCGUACUUUGUGGCGCAGGACCUAGUCCCAGGCGGCAUGUACGAGGCGCAGGUGAGGGCCAUCAACCGCAUCGGAGCCGGCAACUGGUCCCAGUGGAUGAGAUUCACGGCCGCAGCUGCUGCGCCCGGAGCUCCCGAGGAGCUGCGUGUGCUGGUCAAGUCGGCCACCCAUUUGGGUGUCAGUUGGCAGCCGCCGCUGCAGGAGAACGGAGCCCCGGUGACCAGUUACACGCUGAAGAGUGCCAGCCAGGAGCGGAGGGAAGACGACACCGAGCAGGAAGACAAGGAACCGUCCAGCUCCGAGUUCCACAACUGCUACCAGGGACCGCAGACGUGCGCGGAAUUGAGAAACCUCACGCCCUACACCCGCUACCAUUUCCGCGUCCAGGCGAGCAACUCGGCCGGCACAGGAAGUUCCUCCGACGUGAUAAGCGUAUGCACACCGGCCGCGGUGCCAGGCGCUCCGCAGAUGCAGGGCUACGAGUUCACCGCCCAGGCGGUGACCCUCAACUGGACGCAGCCGGCUGCCCACGGCUCGCCCAUCUGCUCCUACAACAUUGAGUACGGCGAGCGGACCAUCGCCACUCCGGAUGCCUGUACACGUUAUACGGUCAAUGGUCUAAUGCCGGAAACCGGCUACAAGUUCCGUGUGCAGGCGGUAAAUGCCAUUGGAGCCGGAGCCUUCAGUGCCUAUGCCAAGCUGACCACCCAGCCGGCUCCGCCGGCGCCACCCCGUCUCGAGUGCAGCGGCGCCGGGCACAACUACAUCAAGCUGAAGUGGGGCGAGAACGGAACUGGCAAGCCAACCAGCGCCAAUCCCUCCGGCAAUGGCGGUGACUUCACCAAGUACUUUGUGGAGAUGUAUGUCGCCCGGGCGAAGCAGUUCCAGGCCGUCUACUCCGGAACGAACUGCAUGUGCAAGGUGCACAAGCUGCAGGAGCGCAGCAGCUAUACCUUCCGGAUCUACGCCCACACGGAUCGCGCCGGCGAUGGCGACUACUCCGAGGAGUACGUGUUCGAGACCUCGGCCACGCUGCCGGCGAACAUCAAGCCGCCGCGAGUUGUCCAAGAGGGUAGCGUCUGCCUGAUGGAGCUGCCCGGCCAGCUGGGCAUGCAACUCACUCUGGAGUGGCAGCACUCGAAGAACUCCUUCCACGAUCGCGUCGAGUACGAGCUGCAAUACGCUGUCCUGGGCGCGGCGGACUUGGAAGGUGAGUCCCUUUCGCCCAAAGGACGAAGCAGCAGUUCCAGUGGCAGUUCGAACGGUGCCCCAGUUAAUUUGGCCAACCAGGACUACAGGCAACUGUACCGCGGCCCGGAGACCAAGUUCCCCAUUGACCUGGCCGCAGGCACUUGCUACCAGUUCCGCGUGUGUCCCGUGCGGAUAGCGUCGGGCGGAGAGCUUCUAUACGGUCAGCCGUCGAGUCCGUUGCGCUAUCAGGUGCCCAGUGACCUGGACCCCAGCUCGGCGACCUGCCACCACCACCUGCACGGCUCGACGGCACCGCCGGCGGUGGCCGCCACUCACCACCAGAGGAGCAGCCGGAAACUGUCCGCCGGCAGUGGAUCGACCAAUGGCCUGCACAUGCGGUCGGUGAGUGCGUCGGCCAUCAGUGGAGCGAGUGGAGUCGGCGCCGAUCCCGUGGCCAUCGGGCGACUGCAGCAGGAGCUGUCCGGUUUCAAUGCGUGCGCAGAUCCCCUGCAUCACCAUCAUCAUCAUCAUCACCAUCACCAUCAGACGUGCGGCGGCGUCGGCGGAGGAGCCGGUGGAAUGGCCGGAUCCACGGACGCGCACCAUCAGCAUCAGCACCACAUGCACCACUCGCAUCACAUGCACCACGCCCACCAUCCGCACACCGGAAUGGGCAUCAGCUCCUCGAGUUCCAGCCCCUCAACGGCGGCGGCCAUCUCCUCCAGUUUGGCCCAGGCGGGCGGACUCAGGCGGAUCGUCGGCAAGCUGACUUCACUGUACUCCAACCGGAGGCGUCUGAGUGACCAACAAAAGGCCGUCUGCAUUGUGGUCUCCUUCCUAGUGGGCACUUUCCUGGUCGCCAUGCUUGUCAACAUGUUGAGGGGCUAAAAAUGAAGUAAAGGCGGGAUAUUAAAGAAAAUAGAAAUUUGCAGGCAAACGACAGGCGUUGAAGUUGAAAACAAAAAGGAAACACUUUAUGUCUCAAAGAAGUGAUUUAAACCAUUAGUUGUAACUAUGUAUUUUUUAUAUGUAUACCGUAACAAAAUCAAACUGUAUAUUGUCUAAUUUUAAAUCAAACAAAACAAGCAGAACAGGAAAUCAAAAAUAGCGAAACGAAAUAAGAAUAGAAGUGAGGUAAAGGGAUGGAAUGAGAUGAGAUGAGGAGAAGGCAGAUCCCCCAUAAUUGUAUUAAAUGUACACAAAACCGCAACAGCAAACAUUCACACAGCUAAAUGUUAAUAAUGGUAUUUACUUAUAAUAUUUGUUGUCACAAAACGAAAGUCUAAUCUCCAUAUGUGCUAUAAACAAAAGAGCAGCCAGCGAACGAUUCGUAAGCCUUUCAGCAGAACCUAAUGGAUCACCUGUUCCGAAUUGCUUUUCAAGCUGUUAAUUUGUGGCUCCCAAGCAUUUGUCCUCCCGGCGGGUAUGUUAAAUUCGUGUAUAUUAUGUGUAGAACUAGCCAGUGGGGCGUGGUCCCGCCCAUGGCGAAUGAUUUUUUUACAAGACUUUUUGUAAAGUGUAUUCCAACAACAAACAAAACGAUUGUAGAUAGCUGGUCAACAAAUUGAACCAACUAAAGACACUCCUAAGUAGCUAAAAGAGUAACCGAAUUGUGAAUGGGGCGGAGGGCAAAUGCAGAACGAAUAAUUAAACGAAAAGUAUGAAUUUAUUAGACUACUAGCUACAAGUAUUCAGUGCUGUAUAAUUGUUUCCCCGAUCGCUCCAAUCUACGCAGAUAUAUAAAUAUAUAUAUACAAAACAUAGAUAUAUGUAAAACAGCAGACGCUUCUUUCAUUCUCACAACCUUUUUAUACGAAUUAUUACACAAUUUAUUAUAAACAUAUUAUAAACGACAAGCAGAAUCGAGAAAACCAAGGCAACCCCAGUUGGGGCUGCUAUAUCCGCUGGCAAUCCAACUGUUGCAUUUCAUAACCAACUAAACAAAUUCGACCCGACUCUUUUCGCAGGCUGUCCCAAGUGGCGAUAGCAGCCCCAACUAGGCAAAGUGAUUUAUAUUCCAAUUAUUAUUAUUUUUCUAAUUAAAUAAAUUAAACUAAAUGUAAUUGUUUCUUUCCAUAGCAUUUAAUGUGAAUUAUACAAAACGGAAUCUUAUCUAAAAAACUACAAAAAUCCAAAAAAAUACACGAAAUAAAACAAAUGUUUGUUCAUGUAAAGCAUAAACAUUUGCUUGAUGCAAAUUAAAAAAAUUAUAUAUAUAUAUAUAUAUAUAUAUAAAUAAAUAAACAAACUUAAAUCGGAAUCAAAUGAUAAAUAAAUGGAAAUUAUGUAUGUUUCUAUGUUUACAACUUAUAAAAUUUAUUUGCAAAAUAUAUAUGAAACAUUUAAAAUAAAUGCGAUAUACAAAUAAUAAAA
This is a messenger RNA of Drosophila ficusphila, 8420 nucleotides long. RefSeq names its product fibronectin type-III domain-containing protein 3A (gene mtgo). Gene Ontology annotation, molecular function: protein binding. The record is from RefSeq and is a predicted model, not a curated record. NCBI's taxonomy places the organism in Eukaryota, Metazoa, Arthropoda, Insecta, Diptera, Drosophilidae.